Molecule: messenger RNA, 12585 nt
Organism: Coregonus sp. 'balchen'
Lineage: Eukaryota; Metazoa; Chordata; Actinopteri; Salmoniformes; Salmonidae
Source: the annotation of a GenBank genome assembly
AUGCUGUGCUCCCGAAGAUUCCAGUCUUCCCUCAGCCCAUUGAAGGACUUCUACUGGCCUGUGCGCAGUCUAUGGCCAGAGGUCCGACCUCUUCUCGGCCAGCGGGAUCUACUGCAGAGAAACCUGCUGGAGAUCAAGAGCAGUCUGGAGCUGAUGGAGAAACUCCAGCAGCACAUCUUUGAAGAGUUGGACCAUGUCCCAGCCUCUGUGGCCAUCCAACCAGUCUCAUUCAAGCUGGAGAAAGAGGGAGAGCGCUUUGCCCUGACACUGGACACUAAAGACUUUUCCCCAGAUGAGCUGUCUGUCAAGCAGGUGGGCAGGAAGCUGAAAGUCAGUGGGAAGACAGAGAAGAAGCUAGAUGAUGGGGAAGGCUCCUGCUCAUACAGAUGCCAAGAGUUCAGACAAGAGUUUGAUCUGCCUGAAGGGGUGAAUCCUGAGACAGUCACCUGCUCCCUGGCUCAUGACGGGAAGCUCCACAUCGAGGCACCAAAGAAUCCACUAUCUGCUGAGGAGGAGGUGGCAGAGAGAGUUGUACACAUCAACUGUAGCCUGGAUGUGAAAACCCCACAAUUCCUCUCAAAGACAGAGGGCAGCAUCACUGACACACAGAAGAAACAAGAGAACACUACUUCACAUGAGGACUGAUUAUAUUUAUUAUGCUAUUUUUUUAUUUCAAAGGAUGUUUAAUUUUCUAAUACAUAUUUUUCAUUUCAUGAAACUCAAUUCAUUUACAUUUCAUAUCUUGUAACAAUCAAUAUGAGAUGCUAUUUCAGUUAAUCAAUAAAAUACAAACUUUUACACAAUAUUGCAGUCGUUAUGAUCUCUUCAAGGAAUGUCAACAUAAUGAUUAUUAUUUCUCAUCAAAAGUUAACUUGGCUUGAUAUUUUUCAAUGAUCAGUUUCAGUAAAUUCAAUUUUCUAAAAGCUCUACUAAAAAUGUUCUUAUUCUAACAUGUUCAUUACAUCUUUAAAAACCUGACUUUUGAAAACAAAUGUUAUGUGGUGUCACGCCCUGGCUCUGGGGACUAUGUUAUGUUGAGCCAGGGUGUGUAGUCUAUGUUUGUAUAUCUAUGUUGGCCUGAGUGACUCCCAAUCAGAGGCAACGAGUGUCAGCUGGUUGUCUCUGAUUGGGAGCCAUAUUUAACUAUCGGUCUUUUCACUUUGUGUUGUGGUUUCUUGUUCUCAUUUUGGUUUGUUUAUGUAACCAGAGACAUCACGUUUUCGUCAGUUAUUUUGAUUGUGUGAUCAGUCUAAUAAAUACUAUGUUCACUUUCAACGCUGCGCCUUGGUCCUCCUCAUUAGACGAUCGUGACAGAAGAAACCACCAAAACCAGACCAAGCAGCGUGACGAGGAGAAAGGCUGGAAUUACGAGAAGUGGAGAGAGAAUUGGACGAGAACCAUGGAGGCCUGGUCCACGGGGGAGAGACAAGCCCAGAAAAUUUCUAGGGGGGGGCUCACGCCGUGGACGACGGGGCAGCAGGAGUACGGGAUAGAGUGGUGCAGAGGGUUGGCAGAGAAGGCCGCCAGGUUAAGGGGGCCACUGGUCACAGAGGAGAGGGAAAGUGUGGAGGCACGGCGAGAGGUACUGGGGUGUGUUACCAGUCCGGUCCGGCCCGUUCCUGAUCCCUGCGUAGGGCCAGUGGUGUGUGUCCCCAGUACGGUCCGGCCUGUUCCUGUUCCUCGCAUCGAGCCUGUGGUGCGUGUUGUCAGCCCGGCGCGGCCCGUUCCUGCUCCCCGCCCCAAGUCAGUGGUGCGCGUCGUCAGCCCGGUCCGGCCCAUUCCUGCUCCCCGCACCAAGUCAGUGGUGCGCGUCGUCAGCCCGGUCCGGCCCAUUCCUGCUCCCCGCACCAAGUCAGUGGUGCGCGUCGUCAGCCCGGUCUGGCCCGUUCCUGCUCUCCGCACCAAGUCGGUGGUGCGCGUCGCCAGCCCAGUCCGGCCCAUCCAAGCUCCCCGCACCAAGUCAGUGGUGCGCGUCGUCAGCCCGGUUCGGCUCAUUCCUGCUCCCCGCACCAAGUCUGUGGUGCGUUUCGUCAGCCCUGUCCGGCCCGUUCCUGCUCUCCGCACCAAGUCGGUGGUGCGCGUCGCCAGCCCAGUCCGGCCCAUCCAAGCUCCCCGCAUCAAGUCUGUGGUGCGCGUCGUCAGCCCGGUCCGGCUCAUUCCUGCUCCCCGCACCAAGUCAGGGGUGCGCUUCGUCAGCCCGGUCCGGCCCGUUCCUGCUCCCCGCACCAAGUCAGUGGUGUGCUUCGUCAGCCCAGUCCGGCCGGUCCCUGCUCCACGCACCAAGCCUACGGUGGGCGUCGUCAGCCUGGUAAGGCCCGUUCCUCCUCCACGCACCAAGCCAGGGGUGCGCGUCGUCAGUCCAGCACAACCCGUGCCUGGGUCAUGUCCGGAGCCGGAUCCGCCGCAGAGGCGGAGUGCCCACCCGGUCCCUCCCCUGUUGUGGUUGUUUGGCGCGGUCGGAGUCCGCACCUUUGGGGGGGGGUACUGUCACGCCCUGGCUCUGGGGACUAUGUUAUGUUGAGCCAGGGUGUGUAGUCUAUGUUUGUAUAUCUAUGUUGGCCUGAGUGACUCCCAAUCAGAGGCAACGAGUGUCAGCUGGUUGUCUCUGAUUGGGAGCCAUAUUUAACUAUCGGUCUUUUCACUUUGUGUUGUGGUUUCUUGUUCUCAUUUUGGUUUGUUUAUGUAACCAGAGACAUCACGUUUUCGUCAGUUAUUUUGAUCGUGUGAUCAGUCUAAUAAAUACUAUGUUCACUUUCAACGCUGCGCCUUGGUCCUCCUCAUUAGACGAUCGUGACAUGUGGACUUGUCAGGAUUUGCAAUGUAGGCCUUUUUGAGUAUGUGUUCUGUUCUAGAUCAUUGAAUAUGAAAGAACGGUUUUCACACCAUGUAAAAAAUAGUAUUUUGAGUAAUUAAAAAACAGAGAUAAAUAUAAGGCAAACAUAAUGCCAGAGAAACAUUUAUUCCGUUUUCAACAAUAUUAAAAUAACAUCAAAUCGACACAACACCAAUUUCAUAAUGUUGUACAAUACGCAUUUAUGUUCUCAGUGGAUUAUUUUAGAAUGUGUUCAAUUACAUUUGACCUCUCUAUCAAUGACUCCUGUGGUGAAAACUCUCUUUAAAACGUAGCUUGUGAUCUUUUGUCCAAUUUUGAUCUGCUUUGCUCAUUCUAUUGCACUGCACAGAAGAUGCGUCGCUAAUGAUCCAUCAAUACUGUAAAUGUGAAAAGGAAUAUGGUUCAAAAUACUUUUUAAAGUCAUAAUUAUAUUUAAGUAAAGUAAAUCAAUCAUCAGUGAAAGCAUUAAAAUGUGAGUUGCUUGAAGUACAGCACCACUGAUAUCUCAGGAAUGUGGAAUCCAUCCAGCUUGUUACUGAACUACCUGAUUUAGAAGCUGGCUGGAGUGACGUCACCACUUCCCUGCAGUGUGUCACCCAGUGGAGAACUGUGGCAAUGACAGGAAAGUUCCUGAAGACAUUGGAGCUCCAAGGGGCAGGAUAUAAAAGCUGUGAAACUCCUACUGCUGAGACAGAAACCAAUACAACCAACACUGAACACACAGUGCCAUCUCAGAGCAAGAAGACUAAACAUUGACUGAAGAUGCUGUGCUCCCGAGGAUUCAAGUCUUCCCUCAGCCCAUUGAUGGACUUCUACUGGCCUGUGCGCAGUCUAUGGCCAGAGGUCCGACCUCUUCUCGGCCAGCGGGAUCUACUGCAGAGAAACCUGCUGGAGAUCAAGAGCAGUCUGGAGCUGAUGGAGAAACUCCAGCAUCACAUCUUUGAAGAGUUGGACCAUGUCCCAGCCUCUGUGGCCAUCCAACCAGUCUCCUUCAAGCUGGAGAAAGAGGGAGAGCGCUUUGCCCUGACACUGGACACUAAAGACUUUUCCCCAGAUGAGCUGUCUGUCAAGCAGGUGGGCAGGAAGCUGAAAGUCAGUGGGAAGACAGAGAAGAAGCUAGAUGAUGGGGAAGGAUCCUACUCUUACAGAUGCCAAGAGUUCAGACAAGAGUUUGAUCUGCCUGAAGGGGUGAAUCCUGAGACAGUCACCUGCUCCCUGGCUCAUGACGGGAAGCUCCACAUCGAGGCACCAAAGAAUCCACUAUCUGCUGAGGAGGAGGUGGCAGAGAGAGUUGUGCCCAUCAACUGUAGCCUGGAUGUGAAAACCCCACAAUUCCUCAAAGACAGAGGGCAACACCACUGACACACAGAAGAAACAAGAGAACACUAUUUCACAUGAGGACUGAUCAUAUUUAUUAUGCUAUUUUUUUAUUUCAAAGGAUGUUUAAUUUUCUAAUACAUAUUUUUCAUGUCAUGAAACUCAAUUCAUUUACAUUUCAUAUCUUGUAACGAUCAAUAUGAGAUGCUAUUUAAUUUAAUCAAAUUUAAUACAAACUUUUACACAAUAUUGCAGUCGUUAUGAUCUCUUCAAUGAAUAUCAACAUAAUGACUAUUAUAUCUCAUCAAAAGUUAACUUUCCAAUAAGCUCAAUGGCUUUAUAUUUUUCAAUGAUCAGUUUCAAUAAAUUCAAUUUUCUAAAAGCUCUACUAAAAAUGUUCUCAUUCUAACAUGUUCAUUACAUGUUUAAAAACCGGACUUUUGAAAACAAAUGUCACGUGGUGUCACGGAUUCAGCCGAGGCUGCUCCUCCUCCUUGCUCGGGCAGGCUUCUGCGUUCGUUGUCACCUGAGUACUAGCUGCUACCGAUCUAUGUUUCUGUGUUCUACUUGUCUUGUCUUGAUUGUUCACACCUGUUUCCCAUUAUCAUUGAUCACUGCCCUAUUUAACCCUCUGGCUCCCACUGUAUGUUGUGCGUGUUUGUUCAUGUUUGGUUGUCAUCUGGUGAGCGGGUUUGUUUCCUCCCUGCAUGGAGGUUAUGUUAUUUGACGUUACCUAUGAGUAAAGUACGUUUUCGAUAAGCUCUGUGUCCUGCGCCUGACUUCGUCCUACCGCAUCAUACUGACAUCCUGACACGUGGACUUGUCAGGAUUUACAAUGUAGGCCUUUUUGAGCAUGUGUCCUGUUUUAGAUCAUUGAAUAUGAGUGAACGGUUUUCACACCAUGUAGAAAAUAGUAUUUUGGGUAAUUAAAAAACAGAGGUAAAUAUAAGGCAAACAUAAUGCCAGAGAAACAUUUAUUCAGAUUUCAACAAUAUUAAAAUAACAUAAAAUCGACACCACCAAUUUCAUAAUGUUGUACAAUAUGCAUUUAUGUUCUCAGUGGAUUAUUUUAGAAUGUGUUCAAUUACAUUUGACCUUUCUAUCAAUGACUCCUGUGGUGAAAACUCUCUUUAAAACGUAGCUUGUGAUCUUUUGUCCAAUUUUGAUCUGCUUUGCUCAUUCUAUUGCACUGCACAGAAGAUGCGUCGCUAAUGAUCCAUCAAUACUGUAAAUGUGAAAAGGAAUAUGCUUCAAAAUACUUUUAUAAGUCAUCAUUAUAUUUAAGUAAAGUAAACCAAUCAUCAGUGAAAGCAUUAAAAGGUGAGUUGCUUGAAGUACAGCACCACUAAUAUCUCAGGAAUGUGGAAUCCAUCCAGCUUGUUACUGAACUACCUGAUUUAGAAGCUGGCUGGAGUGACGUCACCACUUCCCUGCAUUGUGUCACCCAGUGGAGAACUGUGGCAAUGACAGGAAAGUUCCUGAAGACAUUGGAGCUCCAAGGGGCAGGAUAUAAAAGCUGUGAAACUCCUACUGCUGAGACAGAAACCAAUACAACCAACACUGAACACACAGUGCCAUCUCAGAGCAAGAAGACUAAACAUUGACUGAAGAUGCUGUGCUCCCGAGGAUUCCAGUCUUCCCUUAGCCCAUUGAUGGACUUCUACUGGCCUGUGCGCAGUCUAUGGCCAGAGGUCCGACCUCUUCUCGGCCAGCGGGAUCUACUGCAGAGAAACCUGCUGGAGAUCAAGAGCAGUCUGGAGCUGAUGGAGAAACUCCAGCAGCACAUCUUUGAAGAGUUGGACCAUGUCCCAGCCUCUGUGGCCAUCCAACCAGUCUCCUUCAAGCUGGAGAAAGAGGGAGAGCGCUUUGCCCUGACACUGGACACUAAAGACUUUUCCCCAGAUGAGCUGUCUGUCAAGCAGGUGGGCAGGAAGCUGAAAGUCAGUGGGAAGACAGAGAAGAAGCUAGAUGAUGGGGAAGGCUCCUACUCUUACAGAUGCCAAGAGUUCAGACAAGAGUUUGAUCUGCCUGAAGGGGUGAAUCCUGAGACAGUCACCUGCUCCCUGGCUCAUGACGGGAAGCUCCACAUCGAGGCACCAAAGAAUCCACUAUCUGCUGAGGAGGAGGUGGCAGAGAGAGUUGUACACAUCAACUGUAGCCUGGAUGUGAAAACCCCACAAUUCCUCUCAAAGACAGAGGGCAGCAUCACUGACACACAGAAGAAACAAGAGAACACUACUUCACAUGAGGACUGAUUAUAUUUAUUAUGCUAUUUUUUUAUUUCAAAGGAUGUUUAAUUUUCUAAUACAUAUUUUUCAUUUCAUGAAACUCAAUUCAUUUACAUUUCAUAUCUUGUAACGAUCAAUAUGAGAUGCUAUUUAAUUUAAUCAAAUUUUAAUACAAACUUUUACACAAUAUUGCAGUCGUUAUGAUCUCUUCAAUGAAUAUCAACAUAAUGACUAUUAUAUCUCAUCAAAAGUUAACUUUCCAAUAAGCUCAAUGGCUUUAUAUUUUUCAAUGAUCAGUUUCAAUAAAUUCAAUUUUCUAAAAGCUCUACUAAAAAUGUUCUCAUUCUAACAUGUUCAUUACAUGUUUAAAAACCUGACUUUUGAAAACAAAUGUUACGUGGUGUCACGGAUUCAGCCGAGGCUGCUCCUCCUCCUUGCUCGGGCAGGCUUCUGCGUUCGUUGUCACCUGAGUACUAGCUGCUACCGAUCUAUGUUUCUGUGUUCUACUUGUCUUGUCUUGAUUGUUCACACCUGUUUCCCAUUAUCAUUGAUCACUGCCCUAUUUAACCCUCUGGCUCCCAUUGUAUGUUGUGCGUGUUUGUUCAUGUUUGGUUGUCAUCUGGUGAGCGGGUUUGUUUCCUCCCUGCAUGGAGGUUAUGUUAUUUGACGUUACCUAUGAGUAAAGUACGUUUUCGAUAAGCUCUGUGUCCUGCGCCUGACUUCGUCCUACCGCAUCAUACUGACAUCCUGACACGUGGACUUGUCAGGAUUUACAAUGUAGGCCUUUUUGAGCAUGUGUCCUGUUUUAGAUCAUUGAAUAUGAGUGAAUGGUUUUCACACCAUGUAGAAAAUAGUAUUUUGGGUAAUUAAAAAACAGAGGUAAAUAUAAGGCAAACAUAAUGCCAGAGAAACAUUUAUUCAGUUUUCAACAAUAUUAAAAUAACAUCAAAUCGACACCACCAAUUUCAUAAUGUUGUACAAUACGCAUUUAUGUUCUCAGUGGAUUAUUUUAGAAUGUGUUCAAUUACAUUUGACCUCUCUAUCAAUGACUCCUGUGGUGAAAACUCUCUUUAAAACGUAGCUUGUGAUCUUUUGUCCAAUUUUGAUCUGCUUUGCUCAUUCUAUUGCACUGCACAGAAGAUGCGUCGCUAAUGAUCCAUCAAUACUGUAAAUGUGAAAAGGAAUAUGGUUCAAAAUACUUUUUAAAGUCAUAAUUAUAUUUAAGUAAAGUAAAUCAAUCAUCAGUGAAAGCAUUAAAAGGUGAGUUGCUUGAAGUACAGCACCACUAAUAUCUCAGGAAUGUGGAAUCCAUCCAGCUUGUUACUGAACUACCUGAUUUAGAAGCUGGCUGGAGUGACAUCACCACUUCCCUGCAGUGUGUCACCCAGUGGAGAACUGUGGCAAUGACAGGAAAGUUCCUGAAGACAUUGGAGCUCCAAGGGGCAGGAUAUAAAAGCUGUGAAACUCCCACUGCUGAGACAGAAACAAAUACAACCAACACUGAACACACAGUGCCAUCUCAGAGCAAGAAGACUAAACAUUGACUGAAGAUGCUGUGCUCCCGAGGAUUCCAGUCUUCCCUCAGCCCAUUGAUGGACUUCUACUGGCCUGUGCGCAAUCUAUGGCCAGAGGUCCGACCUCUUCUCGGCCAGCGGGAUCUACUGCAGAGAAACCUGCUGGAGAUCAAGAGCAGUCUGGAGCUGAUGGAGAAACUCCAGCAGCACAUCUUUGAAGAGUUGGACCAUGUCCCAGCCUCUGUGGCCAUCCAACCAGUCUCAUUCAAGCUGGAAAAAGAGGGAGAGCGCUUUGCCCUGACACUGGACACUAAAGACUUUUCCCCAGAUGAGCUGCCUGUCAAGCAGGUGGGCAGGAAGCUGAAAGUCAGUGGGAAGACAGAGAAGAAGCUAGAUGAUGGGAAAGGCUCCUACUCUUACAGAUGCCAAGAGUUCAGACAAGAGUUUGAUCUGCCUGAAGGGGUGAAUCCUGAGACAGUCACCUGCUCCCUGGCUCAUGACGGGAAGCUCCACAUCGAGACACCAAAGAAUCCACUAUCUGCUGAGGAGGAGGUGGCAGAGAGAGUUGUACACAUCAACUGUAGCCUGGAUGUGAAAACCCCACAAUUCCUCUCAAAGACAGAGGGCAGCACCACUGACACACAGAAGAAACAAGAGAACACUACUUCACAUGAGGACUGAUCAUAUUUAUUAUGCAAUUUUUUUAUUUCAAAGGAUGUUUAAUUUUCUAAUACAUAUUUUUCAUUUCAUGAAACUCAAUUCAUUUACAUUUCAUAUCUUGUAACGAUCAAUAUGAGAUGCUAUUUAAUUUAAUCAAAUUUAAUACAAACUUUUACACAAUAUUGCAGUCGUUAUGAUCUCUUCAAUGAAUAUCAACAUAAUGACUAUUAUAUCUCAUCAAAAGUUAACUUUCCAAUAAGCUCAAUGGCUUUAUAUUUUUCAAUGAUCAGUUUCAAUAAAUUCAAUUUUCUAAAAGCUCUACUAAAAAUGUUCUCAUUCUAACAUGUUCAUUACAUGUUUAAAAACCUGACUUUUGAAAACAAAUGUUACGUGGUGUCACGGAUUCAGCCGAGGCUGCUCCUCCUCCUUGCUCGGGCAGGCUUCUGCGUUCGUUGUCACCUGAGUACUAGCUGCUACCGAUCUAUGUUUCUGUGUUCUACUUGUCUUGUCUUGAUUGUUCACACCUGUUUCCCAUUAUCAUUGAUCACUGCCCUAUUUAACCCUCUGGCUCCCAUUGUAUGUUGUGCGUGUUUGUUCAUGUUUGGUUGUCAUCUGGUGAGCGGGUUUGUUUCCUCCCUGCGUGGAGGUUAUGUUAUUUGACGUUACCUAUGAGUAAAGUACGUUUUCGAUAAGCUCUGUGUCCUGCGCCUGACUUCGUCCUACCGCAUCAUACUGACAUCCUGACACGUGGACUUGUCAGGAUUUACAAUGUAGGCCUUUUUGAGCAUGUGUCCUGUUUUAGAUCAUUGAAUAUGAGUGAAUGGUUUUCACACCAUGUAGAAAAUAGUAUUUUGGGUAAUUAAAAAACAGAGGUAAAUAUAAGGCAAACAUAAUGCCAGAGAAACAUUUAUUCAGUUUUCAACAAUAUUAAAAUAACAUCAAAUCGACACCACCAAUUUCAUAAUGUUGUACAAUACGCAUUUAUGUUCUCAGUGGAUUAUUUUAGAAUGUGUUCAAUUACAUUUGACCUCUCUAUCAAUGACUCCUGUGGUGAAAACUCUCUUUAAAACGUAGCUUGUGAUCUUUUGUCCAAUUUUGAUCUGCUUUGCUCAUUCUAUUGCACUGCACAGAAGAUGCGUCGCUAAUGAUCCAUCAAUACUGUAAAUGUGAAAAGGAAUAUGGUUCAAAAUACUUUUUAAAGUCAUAAUUAUAUUUAAGUAAAGUAAAUCAAUCAUCAGUGAAAGCAUUAAAAGGUGAGUUGCUUGAAGUACAGCACCACUAAUAUCUCAGGAAUGUGGAAUCCAUCCAGCUUGUUACUGAACUACCUGAUUUAGAAGCUGGCUGGAGUGACGUCACCACUUCCCUGCAUUGUGUCACCCAGUGGAGAACUGUGGCAAUGACAGGAAAGUUCCUGAAGACAUUGGAGCUCCAAGGGGCAGGAUAUAAAAGCUGUGAAACUCCUGCUGCUGAGACAGAAACCAAUACAACCAACACUGAACACACAGUGCCAUCUCAGAGCAAGAAGACUAAACAUUGACUGAAGAUGCUGUGCUCCCGAGGAUUCCAGUCUUCCCUCAGCCCAUUGAUGGACUUCUACUGGCCUGUGCGCAAUCUAUGGCCAGAGGUCCGACCUCUUCUCGGCCAGCGGGAUCUACUGCAGAGAAACCUGCUGGAGAUCAAGAGCAGUCUGGAGCUGAUGGAGAAACUCCAGCAGCACAUCUUUGAAGAGUUGGACCAUGUCCCAGCCUCUGUGGCCAUCCAACCAGUCUCCUUCAAGCUGGAGAAAGAGGGAGAGCGCUUUGCCCUGACACUGGACACUAAAGACUUUUCCCCAGAUGAGCUGUCUGUCAAGCAGGUGGGCAGGAAGCUGAAAGUCAGUGGGAAGACAGAGAAGAAGCUAGAUGAUGGGGAAGGCUCCUACUCUUACAGAUGCCAAGAGUUCAGACAAGAGUUUGAUCUGCCUGAAGGGGUGAAUCCUGAGACAGUCACCUGCUCCCUGGCUCAUGACGGGAAGCUCCACAUCGAGACACCAAAGAAUCCACUAUCUGCUGAGGAGGAGGUGGCAGAGAGAGUUGUGCCCAUCAACUGUAGCCUGGAUGUGAAAACCCCACAAUUCCUCUCAAAGACAGAGGGCAGCACCACUGACACACAGAAGAAACAAGAGAACACUACUUCACAUGAGGACUGAUCAUAUUUAUUAUGCAAUUUUUUUAUUUCAAAGGAUGUUUAAUUUUCUAAUACAUAUUUUUCAUGUCAUGAAACUCAAUUCAUUUACAUUUCAUAUCUUGUAACGAUCAAUAUGAGAUGCUAUUUAAUUUAAUCAAUAAAAUACAAACUUUUACACAAUAUUGCAGUCGUUAUGAUCUCUUCAAGGAAUAUCAACAUAAUGAUUAUUAUUUCUCAUCAAAAGUUAACUUGGCUUGAUAUUUUUCAAUGAUCAGUUUCAGUAAAUUAAAAUUUCUAAAAGCUCUACUAAAAAUGUUCUUAUUCUAACAUGUUCAUUACAUCUUUAAAAACCUGACUUUUGAAAACAAAUGUUAUGGGGACUUGUCAGGAUUUGCAAUGUAGGCCUUUUUGAGUAUGUGUUCUGUUCUAGAUCAUUGAAUAUGAAAGAACGGUUUUCACACCAUGUAAAAAUAGUAUUUUGAGUAAUUAAAAAACAGAGAUAAAUAUAAGGCAAACAUAAUGCCAGAGAAACAUUUAUUCAGUUUUCAACAAUAUUAAAAUAACAUCAAAUCGACACAACACCAAUUUCAUAAUGUUGUACAAUACGCAUUUAUGUUCUCAGUGGAUUAUUUUAGAAUGUGUUCAAUUACAUUUGACCUCUCUAUCAAUGACUCCUGUGGUGAAAACUCUCUUUAAAACGUUUUCACCACAGGAGUUUUCACUCCUGUGGUGAAAACUCUCUUUAAAACGUAGCUUGUGAUCUUUUGUCCAAUUUUGAUCUGCUUUGCUCAUUCUAUUGCACUGCACAGAAGAUGCGUCGCUAAUGAUCCAUCAAUACUGUAAAUGUGAAAAGGAAUAUGGUUCAAAAUACUUUUUAAAGUCAUAAUUAUAUUUAAGUAAAGUAAAUCAAUCAUCAGUGAAAGCAUUAAAAGGUGAGUUGCUUGAAGUACAGCACCACUAAUAUCUCAGGAAUGUGGAAUCCAUCCAGCUUGUUACUGAACUACCUGAUUUAGAAGCUGGCUGGAGUGACGUCACCACUUCCCUGCAGUGUGUCACCCAGUGGAGAACUGUGGCAAUGACAGGAAAGUUCCUGAAGACAUUGGAGCUCCAAGGGGCAGGAUAUAAAAGCUGUGAAACUCCCACUGCUGAGACAGAAACAAAUACAACCAACACUGAACACACAGUGCCAUCUCAGAGCAAGAAGACUAAACAUUGACUGAAGAUGCUGUGCUCCCGAGGAUUCAAGUCUUCCCUCAGCCCAUUGAUGGACUUCUACUGGCCUGUGCGCAGUCUAUGGCCAGAGGUCCGACCUCUUCUCGGCCAGCGGGAUCUACUGCAGAGAAACCUGCUGGAGAUCAAGAGCAGUCUGGAGCUGAUGGAGAAACUCCAGCAGCACAUCUUUGAAGAGUUGGACCAUGUCCCAGCCUCUGUGGCCAUCCAACCAGUCUCAUUCAAGCUGGAAAAAGAGGGAGAGCGCUUUGCCCUGACACUGGACACUAAAGACUUUUCCCCAGAUGAGCUGUCUGUCAAGCAGGUGGGCAGGAAGCUGAAAGUCAGUGGGAAGACAGAGAAGAAGCUAGAUGAUGGGAAAGGCUCCUACUCUUACAGAUGCCAAGAGUUCAGACAAGAGUUUGAUCUGCCUGAAGGGGUGAAUCCUGAGACAGUCACCUGCUCCCUGGCUCAUGACGGGAAGCUCCACAUCGAGGCACCAAAAAAUCCACUAUCUGCUGAGGAGGAGGUGGCAGAGAGAGUUGUGCCCAUCAACUGUAGCCUGGAUGUGAAAACCCCACAAUUCCUCUCAAAGACAGAGGGCAACACCACUGACACACAGAAGAAACAAGAGAACACUACUUCACAUGAGGACUGA